Molecule: messenger RNA, 1518 nt
Organism: Pestalotiopsis fici W106-1
Lineage: Eukaryota; Fungi; Ascomycota; Sordariomycetes; Amphisphaeriales; Sporocadaceae
Exons: 6
Coding region: 1-1518 (505 amino acids)
Biological process (GO): transmembrane transport
Cellular component (GO): membrane
Molecular function (GO): transmembrane transporter activity
Source: RefSeq, a predicted model, not a curated record
AUGGGGAAGCCAGAGCAGUCCGCCCCGGUGCCUCAUGAUAUCGCCGAGGCCCCCAACGCCAGCCUGACUGCCGAGGCCGCCGUCAAGGCCGUCAAGGCCGGCCGGGCCAAGGAUGUCGAUAUUGCCGCCCAGAUCAUUGCCGAGUGCGGCGAGGACGGGACUAUUAAUUGGACGGCCGAGGAGGAACGGAAACUGAUUCGCAAGGUGGACUGGCACAUUAUUCCCAUUUUGUUUGUCUGCGCCACCCUUUCCGGUCUGGACAAGACGGCCAUCUCGGCCGCGGCAAUCUAUGGCCUCAAGUCGGAUUUGCACCUCUCGGGCCAGGACUACUCCUGGGUCGGCUCUGCACCCUUCUUUGGCGGACUCGCCUUCAUGGGCCCCGCAGCGUACUGUUUGCAAAAGGUCCCGGCCGCCACCUUUUUCUCCCUCAACGUAUUCAUGUGGGGCGUUUGCUCCAUGUGCAUGGCCGCGUGUACGAGUUUUGGAGGACUCUUUGUCUGUCGCUUUCUCUUGGGAGGGUUUGAAGCACUCCUCAUACCAGCUGUUACGCUGCUAGUUUCCAUGUGGUACCGACCUAUCAUUCUCAACGUCAUCGCCCCUAUUCUCAACGGCUUCAUCGCCUGGCUCUGCGGUUACCACAAGGGCUCCUUUGCAGCCUGGAAGAUCAUCUUCUUGGCCAUUGGCGCUUUUAGUUCGCUCUGGGCAGGAGUUACUCUUUUGUUUCUUCCCAACAACCCACUAGACGCACGCUGGCUUUCCAGUCGCGAAAAGUACAUCAUUAUCCAGCGAAAGGCAGCCGACAAUACCGGGCUGGAGACCAAAAAGUUCAAGCCCGAGCAAGUGUGGGAAGCCGUCAUGGACGUCAAGACUUGGCUGAUUUGGUUCGCCAUUGUUGCCCUGCAGGUUCCCAAUGGAGGACUCACCACUUUCAAUACGCUCAUCAUUUCUGGCCUGGGCUUUGACAGUCUCCACACGUCACUGCUCGCCAUGCCGCCGGGUCUCAUGAGCACGGCCUCGGGCAUUGCCCUCUCGUACCUGGCGUCGACGACGCGGCGGUACCGCACCCCGCUCGUGGCCGGCGCCAUUCUGCUCCCCCUGCUCGGCGCCAUCCUCUGCUACACCCUGCCCCGGACCAAUCUGGCGGGCCAGCUCAUUGGCCUCUACAUCCUGUACACGUACUGGGCGCCCUACGUGACGCUGGUCUCGGUCUACCAGGCUAACGUGGCGGGCCACACGAAAAAGGUGACGCUGUUUGCGUGGUACUAUGUCGCCUGGGCUAUUGGCAAUAUUAUCGGCCCGCAGACGUUCCGGGAGGACCAGGCGCCCGCCUACACGGGCGGGACCGUGGCCAUGAUUGUUUGCUACGUUGUGGCCAUUGCGCUCAUCCUCACAUACGGUCUGAUUUGCCAUCGUAAAAAUGUCACUCGGGCCGCGGCGUUUGAGGAGCAGGUGGCGGUUGAGCAUGAUUGGCUAGAUGAGACGGAUAUGCAGAAUGAUGGAUUCAGGUACACUACAUAG